Molecule: messenger RNA, 1481 nt
Organism: Marchantia polymorpha subsp. ruderalis
Lineage: Eukaryota; Viridiplantae; Streptophyta; Marchantiopsida; Marchantiales; Marchantiaceae
Source: the annotation of a GenBank genome assembly
CUUUUGUCGCUCGCCUUUAGUCGUCUCGUUUGUGGGCUCGACGGCCCGGUCACUUUAAAUUGUAGCAGUGCUAGUGGCCGCAAAUUCCUCGCAGAUCCUUCGAAUUCUGUAGUUUUCUACAGCUAGGGGAGGGAGCAACAAAUGGACGGAACGGAUAUCACAACCAUGCAAGGAGAAGAAGGAGCUAGUGGUGAAGAACAGGGUAAUGUGCCAGAUGAAGAAACCAGGAUUUGUAAUGAAGCUGGUGCUAUCUUGCUGAAGGGUGGAUCAGGGCUUCGUAUUGCAGGAUGGACAAUACGAACAAAAAAGUGUACAAUCCUGAAAAUGGAUGAAGUUGAGAGGUGGGGGCAGCUGUUGGACACAACUCAUUUGCCAGAGAUGGUUUUCGGGGAUAGUUCACUUGAACUUAUACAUGAGGCAACUGGAAUCAAGAUUCACUUUAAUGCACUUGAUGGUCUUCGAGGAUGGAAAAAGGAGGGUCUGCCUCCUGUUGAGGUUCCAGCUGCAGCCAAGUGGAAGUUUGCCAGCAAGCCGAGUCAACAAGUGAUACUUGAUUAUGAUUAUACAUUUACCACACCAUACUGUGGUAGUGAAAACUUGGAACCAUGUGGCCAGACGUCUGCUUUGAGCGUAAGAGAUGGAAGUGCGGCUGAAAGAAAUGCAGAAGCUGACUCUCCCCCAGCCCUGGAGUGGGUAGAAUGUGAAGAACAGAUAGAUCUGGUAUCUUUACAACAAAGGGAUCCAAUCUUGUUCUUCGACGAGGUGAUUUUGUUCGAAGACGAACUCGCAGACAAUGGGAUUUCGCUCCUGACUGUUAAAGUGAGAGUGAUGCCGAAGUGUUGGUUCCUCUUGCUAAGAUACUGGCUUCGAGUGGAUGGCGUACUGAUGAGACUGCGGGAUACGCGAGUGUUUUCGAAGUUCUCUUCUGACCCAAAAGAAGUUCCUGUUGUUCUUAGAGAACGUUGCGUAAAGGAAGACACUUUCCAGUCUUUGGCGUCAAGAGGUUAUCCCAAAGAUGCUGGUGCUUACGCGGAUCCAAGUGUAGCAGGAAACCGACUGCAAACAAAGUUAAUAAUUUCAGAAAAGUUGGUGCUACGUAGAUAGAGAAACCAUUCAAUGUACCAGAUUUUUUAUUACUUGGACUGUCUAUCCCCUUAGAGCUCAGAAAGCCUACCACGAAGUAUGUAUAACUUCAAAUGGAAUCACGUGACGAUCGUCAGAUUGUGCACAGGCUAUGUCAAAGUCCCCUGCGAGCGUAGACGACGCAUAGCAAGACUGAUCAGUCAUCGUAGUUGUACAUCACCUGGUACAUUCUUCAUAUCUCUACGCGGCUUGAGUUCUCUCAUCCGUGCAAGAGAUUAUUCACAUAUGAAGUUCAGCCUGGGGAUCACAUUCUAGAAAGCGUUAGCUCUUCAUUUGUUACACAAAGACCUAAUUGAUCUUAAAUUAAAGAAACUUGCACAGUGGUGCUUGUGACCGUA